Molecule: messenger RNA, 901 nt
Organism: Aspergillus brunneoviolaceus CBS 621.78
Lineage: Eukaryota; Fungi; Ascomycota; Eurotiomycetes; Eurotiales; Aspergillaceae
Exons: 2
Coding region: 180-674 (164 amino acids)
Source: RefSeq, a predicted model, not a curated record
GCUGCCAAGAUUGCCAACUCCACGGACUGAUACACUCGCAGCAUUCGCUAUAGCACGCACCGACUCCACACGAGGAAGCAAACCUUGUUCAGCUGUCGCGGAAUGCUACAGCCUACCGUGGUGUGCGGCAAGCUCCCGGGAUUGCAUGUAUUAUUAUCCCACGGUGAGACUCUUGGUGCAUGAGUCAAACACCUCGGCCACCAAGGGCAGAGUCUGGGAGCAAGCGUGGGUCGCGGGCAUCUGGGAAUGCUUCAUGUCAUGGACGGGCAACAGAUCUCCAACCCGCGAUUGGUUAUCGGGGAAGAGGGAAGGAUGAUGCGCAGGGCCAAAGGAUGGUCCUUCAUGAUCGACGCGAGCGCGUCCCCGCGGAAUCGACCUCCCGGAGAAAGGAGUGGGACCUUGGAUUGCUAUCUGCACAAUGCACAAUACCUGCGCCCUGCCAGACAAUAGCUCUCUGCCUUGGUGGGGGUAUAUCUGAGAGUGAGAGAGAGAGAGGAAAGAGCAAAUCAAGGACCCCCACGUCCGACGGAUACCUGUGUCUCAUACUCCGACUCGUGCGGCCGGGGCAAAAAUGGCAUGAUGGUGGAUUGGUAUCAGAUAAGAACUCGAGAUGGAUGGGGGGGCAACGAGCUCCGUUCCAUGGAUCGCGGUGGUCCUUUUUCCCACUUCUCUAGCACAACACGAAAAAGGGAAAGCACUGGGCAAGUCCCAGAAUGAACAAUGCACACGCCAAAAAUGGCCAUUGUCAUUAUCUAUUACGCGAGACGCUCGAAAAAUAAAACCAAUAGCAGAACCGCGGGUUGGUUGAUCACACGGGAAGCUGGACCGGACCGAUAACUAGGUACUUCGUACAAUACUUACUAGGGCUUCCAGCUGCCAACUUUCUCGCUUCCUGCAAGGA